AUGCAUCAAAGAGCUCAGUAUGAAAUACUAGCCGAAGUUAUCCUUGUCACAAGUGCUAUAAGAAACUCAUUAUUGGAAAACCCGUUUUCGAAAGAGAAACGAGAUGAACUGAUGUGGGGAAGAAUUCAAACUAUAGAGAAGCGUCGUAAGGGCUUGGUUACUACUGCUAGUUUGCGGAUGCGAAAAAUGCCAGAGGACAUUCCCGUACCUGAGCUAAAGGAGAAGGAACAUUCAAUUUUGGAAGAAGGAAUGGACAAUCUGAAAAAGAAGGUAUCUGCUUUGGGUCUGCACCAUAAAAUGCAGCGAUUCCGAAAGAGCUCUAUAGAUACAGAUGAGGUAGAGUUACAAACCAUUCGCGAAGAAAAGAGCACUGAAAUUCGUGACUCCAGUAAUCGUGUAGAAGAGGUCAUAGUAGAGGCACCAACACGUAGAAGAAGCUCAUCCGAAGAAAUGCCAAGGCAUCAGAACAUUAUACCCAAUGAGAUCAGAGUGAAGAAUCGCCAGGAUGUAAUAGAAGAAACAAGGAGGCUUGCAAAACAUCGAAAUGGGCUUACUGAUAGUUCCGAGCGAAGAAGAAUGAGUUCACCUUUAAUCGAACGGCCCAGUGAACUUCGUGGAGAACAAAGGGUCUCAUCGUCGGAAGAUGCAGGUGCCUAUACGGUGGGCGGCCUUCGCCAUAUGGAUAGUGGAAGCAGUACACAGAGAAGCUUUGAUUUCUGA
This is a messenger RNA of Strongylus vulgaris, 720 nucleotides long. NCBI's taxonomy places the organism in Eukaryota, Metazoa, Nematoda, Chromadorea, Rhabditida, Strongylidae. The record is from the annotation of a GenBank genome assembly.